GAGUCAUAUUGCUUGUUUGUUGGGUCUCAGAAAGUUCAUCUUUUGCUGAUGAGCGGUUCUAUCCGCUGUUUAAUCUUUGUUUAUUUGCUUUUCUUUGAAGUUUUGGGUUGAACCCAGUUGUUCCUGGUGGCAGAAUUGGCUCUUUUCCUAUAAAAAAUCUGGUCUUGUCUGUAGCUGAAGCGGCAUUGGAUGCUUCCUUCGAAGCUCCCUUUCCGUUUUACUCUUUCGGAAAGAUUCUUCUUUUGUUUUUGGGGCCUGAAACAGCAUAAUCCUUCAAGGAAAUUGAAGCUAUGGUUGUCGCCACACACAUUUAGAUAUGAUAAUAAAGAAAGUUUGCUUUACCUUGGAUGUUAUUCUAUACUCAGCCUCCCCGGUCAUAAAGUUUUGCCUUUCCUAAUGGGAAAAAAAUAAAGCUAUCCGGCAUGUGGUGGUGGAUGAUGACUGUAUCAAUCGGUUUAACAACACUUUACGCGUUAUUGUGCUUGUUCUUGGCUUCUGGUUUUCUAAAAGGAUGCACUCAAAUGCACCUCAAUUAUAGCUCCUGCUGCUUUGCAUACUCAUUUAUGGUUCUAGAAUCCUAUGUAGAUUUCUCUGAACAUUGUUCAUCAGUCAAAAUGCUUACUUUCUUUCAGGAACUCCGGAGGUGGUGUUUGAUCUGAAAUUCUGUCUGUGAAAUCAAAGAUGGGAGAGCCAUUGGGACUGUUAAAAGUGACCGUCGUGAGAGGGAAAGGGCUGGUGAUCAGGGACUUCAAGAGCAGCGAUCCUUAUGUUGUUGUCAAGUUGGGCAACCAGCAGACUGCAAGGACUAGAGUUAUAAACAGCUGCCUGAAUCCUGUUUGGAAUGAGGAGCUAAGUUUUUCCCUUGCAGAACCUGUGGGAAUGCUGAACUUGGAAGUCUUUGACAGAGACCGUUUCAAGGCGGAUGACAAAAUGGGACAUGCCCACAUAAGCCUUCAACCUAUAGUCUCUGCUGCUAGACUGAGACAGAUCCUAAAGGUUUCCUCCGGUGAGACGACACUGAGAAAGGUCGUCCCGGAUGGGGACAACUGCCUCGUCAGGGAAAGCUCCAUCGCCUGCAUAGAUGGUGAGGUCAUGCAGGACGUGUGGUUGAGGCUCAGCGAUGUCGAGUCCGGGGAGAUUCAGUUGAAGAUCAAGUUCAUAGAUAAUUCUUUCCCGGGCACUAGAUAGUUAAGAGUCAAAAAGUCGAGGUUAGCUGAAGUGUUGUUGCUAACAGCGUUCAUAUCCUGAUCAAGUUUAGAUUUUUCGACUAGUUUAGGUUCCAAAAGGCGGUUAAACCACCAACUCAAGAAUAACUACUUUGUUGGUGCUUAUGAAAAUUAGUGUGUAUGGAGUAGGGAUGAAGCAGAAAUAUUUUUCAAUGUAGUGUGAUCUGUUCUUACUCUUUCAUUUUGUGCCAGAAGGUUGGUAUUAAAAAGUAGCGUUGGCCUUUGUUACUUA
Messenger RNA from Rhodamnia argentea, 1458 nucleotides. Its product is annotated as protein C2-DOMAIN ABA-RELATED 11-like. The record is from RefSeq and is a predicted model, not a curated record. Bases 682 to 1188 code for a protein of 168 amino acids. The transcript has 4 exons. Lineage: Eukaryota; Viridiplantae; Streptophyta; Magnoliopsida; Myrtales; Myrtaceae.